Anolis carolinensis (green anole) is the source of this 6511-nucleotide messenger RNA. It is a transcript of the gene rspo4, whose product is annotated as R-spondin 4. Lineage: Eukaryota; Metazoa; Chordata; Lepidosauria; Squamata; Anolidae. The coding region runs from base 963 to 1646 and encodes 227 amino acids. The transcript is spliced from 5 exons. The record is from RefSeq and is a predicted model, not a curated record.
GCCUGUGCCAAGUGUCUGUGGAAAGCCGUAGCGCUCGGCUCUUCGGCUAACGAACACGCGAGACCACACUUGAAAGGCUGGAGGAUGAGAGGAAGAAACACGCUCCGCAGCUCCAGGCUCAGGCCCUGAAAAGACCCAGUCAGGUCAGUAGCUGUGAAAUGAAUGAGAAGAAAUAUGAUUAGUCAAGACUGGCCGUAAAAAAGCCGAGGCUGGGACUUGUUGGACUUCUUGCUGUGUUCAGAAAGGGGGGCCUCCUCCUCCUCCUCACCCCCUGCCAGGAGACACCGAGUUCGUCAUAAGGAAUGCGGUCGAGUACAUUCAUGCGGUGAUUAAAUUUCCCCCUUCCCGAGCUUGGAUCUGGAGGAAAGGCGAGCACUUCAUGUCCGGCUAAUCCAGAAAAUCUGUCCACGGCAAGACCAGGGCAAGGGGCGACUUUCUGUGGUUGGUUGGCAGGGACACGGUUAAUCCUCUAACUCCACCCCAAUAAUUUGGGAAGGGUUUGCGUUGAACCUGGUUUCCUUCUAGCCAUGGCAGGAGUUGGACCGGAGCAGGGCACGCUGAGAACAAGAGAGCAGCCGUGUCCACAGAUGGGUCUACCUUGGUGCCAGCCCCAUUGGCAAGCCUCCUUGUGCGCAUCCCUUUGAUGUGGAGAUCACCUUGAGACAGGUGAAGGGGAGGGCCGUGUCACUGUCGCUUAUAAGGGAUGUGCCACCAAUGCCUCUUCGGCACCAUGGUCCUGCCGACGGACUGAACAUCUUUCCGCUUCACCUUGGAUGCCCAUGCCAUCUUUUAUGACCGUCUUCUGCCAAGACAUCAUUCCUUGAGGAUGCUGUGACGGGCUUCUGUUUCUUUCAAACUCCUCGCAAGUUACCUUCUCUCUCUCUCUCCUUCACUUUGUCACCAAGGAGGGAGACAAAAAGGAGGAUCUGAUUCUUUCCUUGACCCAUUUAACUCCUGGCCAGAUGCAGUGGAUCGUACUUUUCCUGUUACUGUGGUUCAUCAACUCCAUGGAAAUGCUCACGCAAGCCCGACGGAGGAAACAAGUAAGCACCACAUUGUUUGAGAACUGCACGGGAUGUAUCAUGUGUUCGGAGGACAACGGCUGCAUCUCCUGCCAACAGAAGCUCUUCUUGAUCAUCUGGAGAGAUGGGAUGCGCCAAUACGGGGCCUGCGUCCAUGCCUGCCCACCGGGGUACUUUGGGGUGCGAGGCCAAGAGGUCAACCGAUGCAUCAAAUGCCGGUCGCCCAACUGUGAGAGUUGCUUCAGCAAAGACUUCUGCAUAAAAUGCAAACAGCAAUUCUACUUGCACAAAGGCAAAUGCUUAAGCACGUGUCCCCUAGACACGAUAGCCCAGCCCAGUACCCAGGAAUGCCUCAAAAAGUGUGAGAUGGGGCCGUGGGGCAACUGGAGCCCUUGCACCAACCAAGGGCGGACAUGUGGCUGGCGGUGGGGCUCAGCUGCAAGGAGCCGGGAGGCCAUCAAGAGCAGCAAAGAGGAAGCGGAGGCAUGCCCGGUGCUGACUGAGUCCAGGAAAUGCCGCAUGAAGAAGCGCUGCCCUGGAGAGAAGAAAGGAAACAAAAGGAAAGAGAAGAGGGAAAGGAAACAAAGGAGGAAGAAAAAACUGGAUGCUCUCCUGGCCACCUAAUCCAUUUCGGAGCAAGUGGAUGGUCCUGGGGAGGGUUGGGGAGCAACACACGAGGCGGUCUACCAGGGGCGCUGUGGUGGGCCGAGAGGCUGCCUCUCUCUGCAGUCUCUCUGAAAUCUUUUUCCCAUCAUUAUGUUUUUCUCCUGGUUCCUUUCCAUCCAAAUUAUGCCUUCUAGCCCUGCUUCCCAAAAAGAGAGAAGAGGGGUCAUUUUAUGGCCUACUGAAUGCGAGACCCUUUACAGAUCCAGAUUUUCAGCCUCCCCAGCUCUUCCCCUGCCACAAGACUUCCAAGUCCUGAUUUGUUGAAAUGUUCAUGAGUUUGCACACAUAGGCCACCAAUGGGGGAAACAUGUAGAGUGCUGUUCUGGUGUGUAAUAAACACAGCGAUGCCCUAAAGGGUUUUGCAUCAGAAGACAAGAAAUGGUAUCCCUCCAGACCAGGUAUUCAGGAAGAAGACCUCCACAAAGCUACCAAGAUUUUUCCCAAACUCCAUGAAGGACUUGAAAAUGUAGUCUCUCAUAGACCUAAGACCAUUAUUUGCCAGUGCAUUGUUACAUCUUUUUCCAAAGUAGCACAGCAGUUAAUCUUGACAUGGAUUCUUUUCUUGAGAUUGAUGGAUAACUCCUUAUCUUUUCCAAAAAGACUUAUCCACCUAUUUUAUUAUAUCUUUCACCUUGGCAUGGAACCAACAAGUUAAAAGAACUCAUUACUCCAUAGUGAAAGGUGUCUGGAUUGAACCUAACAUUCUUGACCCAUCAAGGACAGUAGAGCAGUCAACUAGACCACCAUUCCCUGAUCUCAGCCGACUUUCCAGUGGGAUCAAGAAAGGCAAGAGACUUCUUGCAGGAUGGAGAAGCCAAAGAGAUGGUCCAGGACAAUUUCCUGGGGCCAUCUUGAGCUCUUAAUCUCUGACAAUUGAGUUCUUUGGUUGGCUUUGACGAGGUUCAUCCAAAUCUCCCAGUGGGCCUCCAGGAUGGACCACUCUCCCUACUCUCCAGUUAUAAGAGGUACAACCUUGUACCUGGACUCUAUCCUUCGGAAGUAGGUCGCUGGAAAUAUUUUAAUAUUUUGCAAUAUAUGUUGAUUUAGUUGAGUGCAGGUUUAGACAACCCCAAAGGUGCCCAAAAUCCACUGCUUCCAUAUUGGAUCUACAGCAAAGUUCUUGGCUUUCAAAUGCUCCAAAACUACAUUCUGCUCAGACCUUCUCUGCCUUAAUGCUGAAAAUCUGCCGCUUUGCCUCUUUGCUUCCUUCUUACAAAGAGCUCUGACUUGCUCAUCCUCUCCACUCAGAAGAAAUGGGGAAUAAAGAGGAGGCAUCUCUAUCCAACACUGGCCUUGGCCAUAGCAAUAUAUCACUUCCAUUUGCUUAGCAAAGUAAUAGUGAAUCUUUGUUCAAACCCCAGUGUUAGAAUCAAGAGUUAGAAGAAUUCUUAGAGAUGAAACAAAAACCCCUGGUGUAAAGGAGCCCUGCCAUGUGCUGAUAUGGUGCCGAGGAUCACACCUAAUGAACAGCAACGUAAAAUUGUGUAUUCUAUGAGGUUGAUAACAAAGCUAGUUAAUAUAAUCUUCUGGGUUAGUUUUACAUUUCCAUUGUUUUAGUUAUUUUCUUCUGCACUGCCCUAAAUUGAAAAUGAAUCGGUGCCUUGGAUUACAUCCAUCUGGAAUUAGAUUGGCCUUCGGGGCAGAAAGGUGAAAUAAAUAUGCAAUGCAUAGUUUAAACCUUCUACACAUGGGACCUCGGGUUUACUUACCCACUUCUCCAGAAAUUUUCUAGGUCAUCGUGGUAAUUCUCAACCUCAAGGACCUAGAAGAUUCUUAGAGAAGAUACAUUUGGCAGAAGUUGUUCAUUUCAAUAGGGUUCUGGGGUAAUUUUAGUAAGGUUCUAUGGUAACAUCUGUUCACUUCAGUAGGGUUCAUAUUAUUCCCAGAGUCCUGUUUCCAUGGUAAGUUCAGAAUCAUAUUCCCCAUGGGUACAAGGUUGUACUGUAUCUAAGAAAAGAAGUCUAUCCCUCUCCUUUUGGGUCAUUUGGAGAAAGCCUCCAGAAAGAAGGAGCUCUCCUUGUGCAACAAGCAACUCAGUGGAGAUGCUCUCUCUUUGGGAUCCAGAACCUCGGAAAUCUUCAUUCCAGAUAACAUCCCAGGUGCAUGGAUUGAGAAGACCCUUACCUUCUGAAAAUUGUUCUUUGGGUAAGGAGAGAGACACCAGAAGGGAGACGGGUGGUACCAGAGCACUUCCUCUCUUUGCAUCAGUAUUGUAUACUAGUAUAUAUAGCUGGUGUAGGCCAGGUGUUGUUGCGGCCACUGUCUGCCUACUUUUCCCUUUCUUUAGCUCCCAUCUCAUAGGCAUGUGCAUUCAGGAGAAACCUUGUCCUGUUUCAUGUCCCAAUCCAUUUUUGUAAGUCUUCCAAAAUUGGGAGGGUUGUUUUCAGUUCUUUUGUUUGGGGCCCGAAAAUUGGAUCAUUAUGGGGGGUUUCCUCACUCACUGGCUCCCCUUCCCACCAUGUGUUCUUCUUACCUGCACCUGCUGUUUCUACUCUAGAGUAAGAGGCGCUCGGCUAUGGGCACUUGCAGGCUACCUGCAUGCCCUGUUACACACACAAUCUCCUUUAGAAAGAGAGUGCAUGUGUGGCAGGGUGUGCAGACAGGCCCAGAAAGCGUGUGCCCCUGCCAGUGUCUGCAGCCAAGCACCUCUUACUUAGAGUAAGAGGCACUCAGCUAUAGGCACUCUCCGGUCCUGCCUGCCUGCGUGCCCUGCCACACACACACACCGCCACACUCUCUGAAAGUGUGUGCAUGGCGGGACAUGUAGGCAGGCUCGGAGCACACCUGGAUCUGAACUCCAGGCCUGCCUGCCUGCAUGCCCCACCACGCUUUCUAAGAGUACUUGAAUGGCGGGGUGUGCAGACAGCAAGGCCCAGAACUUGGCUGCAGGUGCGCUCAGGGCCUGCCUGCAUAUCCCACCACACAUACACUCUCUUUCCAAGGCAAGGAGGCAAGUUUGGGUGCACACGAAAGCAGGCUUUCAUGUCGAGCAAAUUUUGUGUGGGGAGGGGGCUUCCUGUUUCAUGCUUCUGAAGAAAUGGAAGACACGAAAGAAAUGGUAGGAACGAAUUUUGUGCACAUGUCUACUAUCUCACUACAUCUCUACAUGAUAACACUCUGGCAACAGUGGGUAAGCUUUCUCUGUGGCUCUUUCUUCCUUCGUUUGCCUCAUACACCUCCCUUUUCCUUCUCUCUCUCUCUCUCCCUCUCUCUCCCUCCCUCCCUCCCUCCCUCCCUCCCUCCCUCCUUCCUUCCUUCCUUCCUUCCUUCCUUCCUUCCUUCCUUCCUUCCUUCCUUCCUUCCUUCCUUCCUUCCUUCUUUCUCUUUCUCUUUCUCUUUUUCUUUUUCUUUCUCUUUCUUUCUUUCUUUCUUUCUUUCUUUCUUUCUUUCUUUCUUUCUUUCUUUCUUUCUUUCUUUCCCUUCCUUCCUUCCUUCCUUCCUUCCUUCCUUCCUUCCUUCCUUCCUUCCUUCCUUCCUUCCUUCCUUCCUUCCUUCCUUCUUUCUCUUUCUCUUUCUCUUUCUUUCUUUCUUUCUUUCUUUCUUUCUUUCUUUCUUUCUUUCUUUCUUUCUUUCCCUUCCUUCCUUCCUUCCUUCCUUCCUUCCUUCCUUCCUUCCUUCCUUCCUUCCUUCCUUCCUUCCUUCCUUCCUUCCUUCCCUUGCUUUCCCUCAUACACUUUCCCCCUCUUCUUCCUUUCCUUUCCUUUUUUUCCGUUCCCUUCUUUUUCUCUUCUCUCCCUUCCUUUGUCCUGUUUUCUUCUUUUCUUACCUUUUCCCUUUUUCUUUUCUCCCCUCAUCCUUUUUCCUGUUUUUCUUUCCCUCCCUUUGUUUUCUCCCUUCCUACUUUUCUUUCUUCCCCUGAUUUUCCCUUCCUCCUUUCCUUCUCCUUUCUUUUAUGUUUCUUUCUUUCCUUCCUUCUUCUCUUCUCAUCAUACACAUGUCGCCUUUCUUUCCCAGUGACAUCACAAAGGCCACUUCACCUAGCAACAGCCUUUGUGGUGCAAACAAGCAUACAUAUUUUGACUCUUAUAUAUAUAUAUAUAUAUAUAGCUAUUUGCAGAAGGCUUGAAUAGGCAAUGGUGGGUCUGUCUGUCCUGCACAAAUCUAAUUGAAAUGCUAUUGAAUGUGGCUAAUUGCAUAAUAGGUCCUUAGCACUCAGCAAGCAAUAUGUCUACAGCUGGUUACAUGCACUGUAAGUCUCCGUAGGUCAUUUUUCUUGGGCAAAUUUUGUAUGUCAGAUAUGUGGGUUGUUUUUUUUGUUGUUUUUUUUUUGCCUUUCUGGAUGAAGCGAAAUGACAUUUUAUUGUUUCUAUAAAUAACAAAUAAAGGUUAUAUAUUAUAUAAUUAUAUAUAUAUUAAAAUAUAAAGAAUUUAUUUCUAGAAUGUCCAUGUAUUUAAAAAACGCUCUUCAUUUUAUAUGGAUAUAAGAAGUAUUUUUUGUCUUUUGUUUAUUUUUGUUAUAAAAAGUUGCAUUGUAUAUCAAACUGUACCAGGACUUUGGCUGAGGAACAAACAGGGGGAAAUGCAAGAAGGCAAGGUUUGCUGCUGUAGUUCUCAUCUCCAUCAAAAAGCUAUCCAAAGCAAAGAUCUCUUUUUUCCACAUUCAUAUCUACAAGUAACCACAUGGAGGCACUACGGGAUAAAAAAAAAUAAUGAUUCCUUGUUCUUCCGUAUGUUACUGCGACACAAUUUUUUGCUUUCUGUUUAGUGCAAACACAUGAAUGCAUCCACUACUAAGAGGUUUUUGUAUAUUGUCUGUAUUGCAUCAAAGAGCAGGGCUGCUGUCUGGUUCAUUCACUACUCAAUAAAGACAUUUUAAAAACAAA